Messenger RNA from Pipistrellus kuhlii (Kuhl's pipistrelle), 1427 nucleotides. RefSeq names its product nuclear receptor 2C2 associated protein (gene NR2C2AP). The transcript has 5 exons. The record is from RefSeq and is a predicted model, not a curated record. Lineage: Eukaryota; Metazoa; Chordata; Mammalia; Chiroptera; Vespertilionidae. The coding region runs from base 380 to 799 and encodes 139 amino acids.
CGCCCCGGGAGCGACGGCGCCGCCGCAGCCUCAGUGCUUCUGCGCGGUCUCCGCGCGGUUCCGGGGUCCGGGUUUUUUUGUUAUUUUUCCCCCAAAGAAACAGCCUUGGAGCCGGAGCGACCGCCCCCCACAAAAACCCACAGGACACCUGGCCUCGGGUCAUUGGCAAAAUCCCCAAUUUUUCCGGCAAAGGGCUGAUCGAGGCGACAUUUAGGGCUGGGAAGGGUGGGGAGGUGACGGCUCAGGUCCGGGGCUGCCGGCGAGGACGUUCCAGCUCAGAGGCGUGGACUCGGUCUCGCUAUUGCGGCUGGGCUGGCGCCGGGAUUCGAACCCGUGCUGCUGAGCCCAACUUCGAACUCUGAGGACUUGUGGAGCUAAGAUGGCCCAGUCCUUGGUUUGUGCAGACACCGUGAGCAGGGUGAGUUCGGUUCUGAAUCGCAACACCCGGCAGUUUGGAAAGAAGCACCUGUUCGACCAGGACGAGGAGACGUGCUGGAACUCGGACCAGGGCCCCUCCCAGUGGGUGAUACUGGAGUUUCCCCGGCGCGUCCGUGUCUCCCAGCUGCAGAUCCAGUUCCAGGGGGGCUUUUCCAGUCGCCGGGGCUGCCUAGAAGGUUCUCAGAGGAGUGAGGCUCUCGGUAAGAUUGUGGACUUCUACCCUGAAGACAACAACUCCAUUCAGACCUUUCCCGUACCGGCUGCGGAAGUGGACCAGCUGAAGGUAACGUUUGAGGACCCCGCGGACUUUUUUGGCCGAGUGGUCAUCUACCACCUGCGAGUGCUGGGGGAGAAGGCGUGAGGCCGCUGGGCAGCGCCUCCUCCCGGAGACCCUCAGGAAGCACAGCCCAGUCCUGCGAGUUCUGCACGGCUUUAUUGGUUUCUGCCGGGAAGCACCCCUCCCACCGUCUGUCUGUCCGUCCGGAGCUGCCUCUGAAGCCAGUGCUGGGUUCCCCCAACGCUGGGCCGACCGUCUUGUUCCCUGAGUGUCUGAGUCCCUGUGGGGAAGGCGGCCUUCACUCGGGGUCGUCGGGCACCAGGUUGUUCUGAAAGAGUCUGAGGAUGUGGUUCUCGAUCACCUGUUGCACUGGAAACGGGACCAGGAAAAGGUGGCCGUGAAUGGGACUGGGCUGCAGAGAAACACGCCCACCUGCACCCGCCCUUCCCCGGGGUUACUGCCUUGAGAACAGCUACACCCUGCCCUCCGGGGGGCGAACAGGGCCCUCCCCACGUACAAAGGUAAAUCCGCACGCCUCCCAGGGCACAGCUGGGAAGACUGAGGCCCCUAUCGGCGACCAGAAUUGAACCCGGGACCUUUCAGUCCGCAGGAGACUGAGGCCCCUAUCCCAGGAACCUCAGUUUCCCCUAAGUUUAUAAAAAUGUUUUUGGAGGCAUUUCAGAGUUAUAAAAAUACUCCUUACAAAACAAAA